Molecule: messenger RNA, 2079 nt
Organism: Camellia sinensis
Lineage: Eukaryota; Viridiplantae; Streptophyta; Magnoliopsida; Ericales; Theaceae
Source: RefSeq, a predicted model, not a curated record
UAUAUAUACACUUACAUUUCCGUCAUCAUUGGGGUGAUCGCCACAAAAACCCAUCGCCCUCCGGCCACCUCUUCUCCCUCGGCGAUCCGCCGCCGGUGAUCGCCGUUCCGGUCCACCGCCGACGGUCCCCAAUCUCCCACCUCCAAUUCCCUCCCCUGGUUCCUCAAUCUCAAUCCCCAAAACACCACAAAUUCCAUGUGAUCGAUUUGCGAAAACUCGCAAUUUUAUCCCCAAUUUUCCAUGAUUUGAUCGGUGUUUCGUUAAACUAGUUCUAGGGUUAGGGUUUAUCAGCCUGAGAUGUUCAAAAUCAUAAAGCGAGGGCACCGAAAGCUCUCGAAAUCGGACGGUACCGAUUUUGGCUACGUUGCUCCGGCAAAUCGGAAUUCUGGGUCUGUUUCGACCUCGGAUGUUGUGGUAAAUCAUGCCUCCAUUGGUCCGGCAUCGACACUCGUCACUUACACCGGAGCUACUAUCGUUGUUGCUCCACCUUCAGGGACAAUUGAGAUUCUUCCUUUGCUCAAGGAUGUUCCAGCCCCUGAAAGACAGAACUUGUUUUUGAGAAAAUUGCAGAUUUGUUAUUACCAAUUUGAUUUCUCUGAUAAUCUGAAAAUGGUUAGAGAAAAGGAGAUUAAGAGGCAAACCCUAGCAGAGCUUGUUGAUUUUUUGCAAUCUGGGUCUGGGAAAAUUACAGAGAGUAAUCAGGAAGAGAUGGUUCGGAUGAUUUCGGCGAAUAUAAUCCGGUGUUUGCCUCCUGGUUCUCAUGAAAAUACGGGGUCCGAAAUCAUAGACUCAGAAGAUGAGGAACCCUAUCUUGAGCCUUCUUGGAUCCAUUUACAGCUUGUUUAUGAGCUGCUUCUUAGAUACAUUGUGUCAUCCGAGACUGAUACGAAGAUCGCCAAGCGGUACAUUGAUCACUCUUUUGUUUUAAAGCUUCUUGAUUUGUUUGAUUCGGAGGACCCUAGGGAACGGGACUAUUUGAAAACAAUUCUUCACCGGAUUUAUGGAAAGUUUAUGGUCCAUCGCCCGUUUAUUAGGAAAGCCAUCAAUAAUAUAUUUUACCAGUUUAUAUACGAGACAGAGAGGCAUAGUGGUAUUGGUGAGCUUUUGGAGAUUCUUGGUAGCAUAAUUAAUGGGUUUGCGCUGCCAAUGAAAGAGGAACAUAAGUUGUUUCUUGUUCGGGCGCUUAUACCUCUUCACAAGCCUAAGCCGGUUUCGUUGUAUCAGCAGCAGCUUUCGUACUGCAUUAUUCAGUUUGUAGAAAAAGAUUACAAGCUGGCUGAUACUGUUAUUCGGGGUUUGUUGAAAUACUGGCCAGUCACCAAUUGCCAGAAGGAAGUUCUGUUUCUUGGGGAGCUAGAAGAUGUGCUGGAGGCAACACAAGCUGCAGAAUUCCAGCGCUGUAUGGUUCCUCUGUUCAGACGGAUAGCCCAAUGCAUCAAUAGCUAUCAUUUUCAGAUUGCAGAACGAGCUCUCUUUCUAUGGAAUAAUGACCACAUUGUCAACUUGAUCGCACAAAACCGGAGUGUGAUUUUGCCAAUAAUUUUUGAGGCUUUGGAAAAGAACGUGCAGUCUCACUGGAAUCAGGCAGUCAACGGGCUGACAAUGAAUGUUCGGAAAAUGUUCUCGGACAUGGAUGUUGAAUUGUUUGAGGAGUGUCAGAAUCAGUACAUGGAGAAAAUGGCCAUGGUGGAAGAAUUAGAAGAGCGGCGGGAAUUGACGUGGCAGAGAUUGGAGGCCGCUGUCAAACAAGGAGAUUGAGGGAUUUUGAAUAUUGUGUUUUUAACUGAUUUUUGGGGUGCAUCACUAGCCAUAAUCAUGAUUAAUAGAUGGAAAUGUUGUUCUCUUCUUUGUUGCUUGCAUUCCUGUUUGGCUCUCUCAUUUUAUUUCAUUUUAUUUUUUCUCUUUCAGUUGAUUUUCUUUUAUCAAAUCGGCAGGAAAAUAUUAUUUAAAAUGCAUUAAUAGUUACUGGUGGUGGCAGCAUAUGCUGCAAGAGAACAGUUUGUGAAGUAUUGUCUGUAUUUUUUAGCUUCUACAAUUUUUGUCCCAACAAAGAUAAAGAAGUAUUUUCUUAAUUUCUUA